AUGGGUCUGAUACAAAAUUUUUACCGUAUUUUGAAAUUGUUAAAAGAAGCAAAUGAUCCAAAUAAUCCAUUAGAAGUUAAAUGUUUAUGUAAAGACUGGGCGCAAACUUAUCUUAAGUUAUUCGGUAAAGAUCAACAAGAUGAAAAUGAAUCUUAUGAAGAAUGUAAACAUGUACUGUGUGCGCUCUGUUUUAGUAGCACAGUAUGUGCAUUGUCUCGCCUGUCAUAUUCCAGAAUUCCAUCGGCAUAUGGAGAUCUUAAAAAAUUUAGCCUUCAAGGUGUGGAGAAGAUAAACGAUAUGGUCACAAUUGAUUUUUUUCAUUCAACGAAUAGACAAGGAAUAUUUUUAUGA
This is a messenger RNA of Didymodactylos carnosus, 351 nucleotides long. NCBI's taxonomy places the organism in Eukaryota, Metazoa, Rotifera, Eurotatoria, Philodinida, Philodinidae. The record is from the annotation of a GenBank genome assembly.